GCGGAAGUGUGUAUUCGUCAUUCAAAAGAGGCAACCGGAAGACAGACUGCGUGAUAUAUACAAACAACAAAUAGCGAAUAGCCAACAAAUCCAAAGACGCACCGUUAAUGGUGACAUGGAACAGGGACAACUCACAGUGAUCAUGGGAAGUCCUGCACAGAUCUCAAAACCGUGACACCCGUCAGUCUGCUCUCCAUAUCCUCCGCACCAUUUGUUCCUAUGACUUACUGAUGUGAGCCUGAGGGAUAAGUGGAGAAGAGUUCUCAGGAAAAAAUAAGGACAGAGCAUGUUGCCAAGCUUUACCUGGAGAUGCUUGCAGCCGGAUUAUCAUGAAGGAGCGGAGCUUUUGCAUCUCACAGUUGAGGAAGAUCAAUAACAGAGGAACCCAGACUCAUGAGGAGCCUGACAAAGGUCUACUGGACUUUACAUCAUUAAAAAAGAAGAGUUGCCAGGUAGGACAGAAGAAUGAAAGAGGAGAUUAAGGCGAGACAGACUAGAGAAGAUGAAGUGAAGGCUAAACUAAGGCAAACAGUUUGAUAGAUGGAAUGAGUAGUAGAGAGGCAGGCAGAAAUUAAAUUAAAUACUACCAUUAAAGAAAAGCCAGAAGAAGAUACCGCUCCAUGAGAGUAAAUGUCUAGAAGUAUCCAGAGAAUAGGUGAUCUCAGGUUUUGAAGAUCAGCAAAAAACAGUAUUCGCGAUGUUCAUGAACUUCCGUCGUAUUCACAAGUGCCAGUUUGUGCAGCUGCUGACCGCAUGCAUGGUGCUGUGUGUGGUGAUGGUCAGCUGGGAGGAGCUGGACCACCAUGUGGUCAGCCACAUGAAAUCCUACACGUACCGCUACCUGGUCAACAGCUACGACUUCCUCAACUCUGACUUCAACAUCACCUCCAACCGUCACAGAAAGGAUGGUUCUACUAACGUGUUGGUGACCUACCCGUACCUCAUCAACCGUCCAGGGAAAUGUGCAAGGAGAGAUGGGAAAAGCGUGGAUGACGUCCUCCUUCUUCUGUUUGUGAAAUCAUCGCCAGAGAACUUUGAGCGGCGCCAGGCCAUCAGGGACACGUGGGGGAAUGAGAGCUUUGUUUGGUCCGAACUGGGAGCCACCGUGCGGAUGGUGUUCGCCCUCGGUGUGGACGCAAAGCGGAGAUCCAGGGUGCAGAGAGCACUGCUACAGGAGGACCAGACCUACGGAGACCUGAUCCAGCAGGACUUUUUGGAUACCUUCCACAACCUCACAGCCAAACUGAUCACGCAGUUCCACUGGGUCCACGACUACUGCCCUCAGGCACGCUUCCUCAUGUCUGCAGAUGACGACAUCUUCGUCCACAUGCCCAAUUUGGUGAAGUACCUAAGGCAGCUUCUGAGUAAUAAAUCAGGGGUCAAAGACUUUUGGGUGGGGCAUGUACAUAGAGGAGCCCCUCCAGUUCGCCGCAAAGAAAGCAAAUACCACGUCCCCUAUGAUCUGUACCCCUGGCCUUCCUACCCGGACUACACGGCUGGAGCGGGGUACGUGGUUUCAGGAGAUGUGGCCGCUAAGAUCUACCAGGCCACUCAGGUGCUGAACUCCUCCAUUUACAUUGAUGACGUCUUCAUGGGGAUUUGUGCCAAAGCCAUGGGGGUCUCUCCCCAGGAGCAUGUGUACUUUUCAGGUGAGGGCAAGGCUCUCUAUCACCCCUGUAUCUAUGACCACAUGAUCACAUCGCACGGUCACGCCACAGACGUUCGGUCACUGUGGCAGGCAGCUACAGACCCUGCAGUGUACGGCAAGUCCAGAGGAUUUAUGGGUAAUCUGUACUGCACAGCGGUGAGGGCGAUGAUGCUGUGUCGGCCCUAUUACCAGAACUCUUACUCCUGUAUGGCUGCUUUUACAUAAAUGAUCCUCAGGUAACGCAAGGACUGCUUAAUGCAAAAUGUUUGCAGACAAAGAAAUGACGGAACUUUACUUGAACAGUCUGCCAUGCUGUUUUUCUUUAAUGUGAUAUGUAAGUGUUUACUUGGCUAACCUGCCACACACCACCAAUGCUACAGCUUGAGCCAAGCAGCACAGGGAUGAACUAUGCCAAUAUUUUAACAGUAUCAGUGCAGUGCCUUUUCAGUGGGGCAAGAUAUAGCAAAUAUGUGCCUAUCCUGCUAUUUGUGUUUAUUCUUUUAAACACACAGCGUUAAGAACAAAUCAAAAUGUGCCUAUAACUGUCAGUUGCAGCCCGAGCAUUAUUAUUGGUUUAACUACUAAUAGUAUAUUUUUAAAACAUUUUAAAAUGACCAUCUUGAACAGCUACAACAGUAAAAUACUUCUAGGCAGAUUGUGGAGGAUAAUGGGAGAAUGAAGCCAACCUCACGUAUGAAAGGCUUGCAAAUUUACAUUUCAAUCUUGAACAAUGAACAGCGGUAGACAGUAACAAAGUACAUUUACUUAAGUACUGUACUGCUCCACUCCCAUUCAGGCAAAUAGUGUACUUUAU
Molecule: messenger RNA, 2462 nt
Organism: Trematomus bernacchii (emerald rockcod)
Lineage: Eukaryota; Metazoa; Chordata; Actinopteri; Perciformes; Nototheniidae
Product: lactosylceramide 1,3-N-acetyl-beta-D-glucosaminyltransferase A-like
Exons: 1
Coding region: 698-1873 (391 amino acids)
Biological process (GO): brain development
Cellular component (GO): membrane
Source: RefSeq, a predicted model, not a curated record